CCCCUUCUUCAGAAUUGAGGGCAUUCUUUUGCAUUUGGCAGUGACGAAGCCGACUAGGUUUGGGGACCAGGUACACAUAAGCCUUACGGAGGUACUCUACAGAAUACUGUUUUACAGCUUGAACUUUGCCCUUGCUCCCGUCGAGCCGCCACAAGCCAGCAGUCGUCAAAUGGAACACCAGCCUUGGGAGUUGUGCCCUCCCGGCUCAAGCGCGCCCUCUCGACACGGCCACAGCAGCCCCCGGCCUCAGCCAAGCUUGCCCCAGGACGAGGUGUUAACCACCCAGCGAGCAUAUCUCCUCGAGUGGGACUGGGAUUCCGCUUCACGACGGUACCAUCCGUGCCGCCGGACACCUCUCCCCACUCCCGACGCCUUGCGCACCGCCCUGCAGCGACCAGUCGUGAGGGGAGAGGACAAGGAGGGUGCCAACGAGGGGAGCACGACCGGAACCAAGCAUGCGGAUGCGGGGAACAGCCUCCCAAGUGGCGCCAUGUCCGUCGACGCGGACGAGGAUGAGCCGGCGGACCCUCCUCUGCCGACCGCCAAGCUGGUCGUGCUGAACGGCCUGCACCGCGAGCUCGUCGAGGCGCUCGGGGCUUCGGAUCUGGACAUCGACCCGGCCUUUAUCGAGUGCUGCGCGGCCAGGCGGGUCUACCGCCCUCCUAGGUGGCUGGCGCGACGGGCGCAGUGGCGGCGGUCGCGGUCGAGCCGAACCGUCGGCGUCGCCUCGGGCGCGGGGUGCGUAAGUAGAGGAUGCAUGUGGGAGUAUCCCGAGUUGGUGGAGGGGCUGGACCCUGCCUCCGUGACUGUGAGGACUGGAGACGGCGAGAUCGCGACUCCUCCCUCCGUGGUGAGUCUCCCACCGCCAGAACGAGGUGGGAAGAAGCUCGCCGUGGUUUUCCGUCAGGCCGCAUUGUGGCGCGGGAAGACGGCCCAUGUGCUGUUUUUGGACGGUCCAUUGUGGGAGGUUGCCGAGGAGGGAGUGCGCAAGGCGACGAGGCAGAGAGCGUUCUCUUGGAGGACUCGGGGUGGUGGGGAGCGCGGGACUGAAGCCGACGAGGACGUGACUGCGAGCCUGCAGGAUGUGCUCCUUGCUGCGCUCUGCGGUGGCAGCGGGGGGUUCCGGGACCAGUUGCCUGGCAUAAUCUCCGAAGCGGUCUACGACCGUUGGCUGGAACUCUUUGGCUUUUUGGAGCCUCCACUGGAAGUCGGUCUGAGCCAGCCGCUUGCGGCCUGUUACGGACGGAUGAUACGCUCGCUGGAGUUCAACGAGGACGGGGGAAGCGCACCAGACUGGACGACAAGCCUGCUCUCACGGAUUCAGCAUCGUGUCGCCUUGCUCUCUGGAGCGAGCAAGAUGACCCCUCCCUCGCCGCCAGCCGCGUCUAGGAUAACGAGAACCAAGAUGUUCGACCACCCAGAGCAGAAGUUGGUUAGCCGCGAGGAUACGAUGAACCCCUCCCUCAAGAGCAUGGCUUCGAGGCGAGCGCGGGGCCGGCCGCAGCGGGUUGACGAGAACCAACGCGCACUCGACCGGCUGAGCUACCUCGGCGGCAUCCUCGUCCCGCUGCCCAUCGUUUCCAGCAUCCUCUCCAUGGGCGACACGUACGGUCCCGACGGCAGCAAGUUCUACGUAUUUUGGGCCGUCGCGGUCCCCCUCGCAGGGCUCGCCGUCCUGCUCAUCUACGCCGACACGAUCCGCAAGGCCGAGGUCUGGGUCGAGAUCCGCGCCGACCACGUGGAGCCGACUCCCGACACCAAGAGCGAGAGCAGCGAGGGCACGCUUCGCUUGGCAGACGUCGAGAUGAAGCAGACAACGGCUCGGCGGAGGCAACGGCGCAACGAGGAUGACGAGGCGCCAUCGCGCCGGCAGCACGCCGUUCCGUUUUCUAUCGACCAUGACGUCGAGGAGCGCAUUAUCGAUCUACCGACGACAUCAGCCCCGGCGGCGGCGCAUCCGUUUGACGAAGACGCCAGGGACGCAGUGAGAGACUGGAUGCCCCGGUCUGCGGGCUGGAGCGCAACAGGGCUGGUGCAGAUGGUGCCGGUACCGGCGGUGAUCCUGGAGCAGCCGACGGACGGGUCGAAGCCGAAGGCGUGGAGGAGGGAGCAGCUGGGCUGGGGCGGUGCCAUCCGGACGAUUCUCUACAAGAGGUUCAGGGUUGGCAGCGACGUGCCCGCGGGCGUGGCGGCGUGCGAGAAACCAGCCAGGCGGAAGGCGAAUUCUUACUGAUAGCAAUAGACAAGUGAAGUAUGAAUGGAUUCAUCUCAAUGCAA
Thermothielavioides terrestris NRRL 8126 is the source of this 2277-nucleotide messenger RNA. RefSeq lists its product as uncharacterized. Bases 491 to 2233 code for a protein of 580 amino acids. The record is from RefSeq and is a predicted model, not a curated record. Lineage: Eukaryota; Fungi; Ascomycota; Sordariomycetes; Sordariales; Chaetomiaceae. The transcript has a single exon.